Messenger RNA from Staurois parvus, 1059 nucleotides. The record is from the annotation of a GenBank genome assembly. NCBI's taxonomy places the organism in Eukaryota, Metazoa, Chordata, Amphibia, Anura, Ranidae.
AUGUAUGUAACUGAUCCGGUUUCAAUUGUCCUCUCUGUUGUCACUUGUGUUUUCCUGGCAAUUUUUGUGUUUGGGGAGAAGAAAAAAAAACAUCCAAAUUAUCCUCCUGGACCACCAUGUUUGCCUAUUAUUGGAAAUAUGCACCUUAUAAAUCUGAGUAAACCUUAUGUAACAUUUCACCAGCUUGCUGAGGAAUAUGGUUCAGUUUAUAGCCUACAGUUGGGACCUCAGAAGUUGGUUGUGCUCUGUGGCUAUGAGAGAGUGAAAGACGCGCUGGUCAACCAUGCUGAGGAGUUUUCUGGAAGACCACAUGUGCCAGUUUUUAUAGACAUAGCCAAGGAACAUGGUCUUAUAUUCUCUAAUGGUAAUAACUGGAAAGCCAUGAGACGAUUCACUCUUUCUACACUGCGAGAUUUAGGGAUGGGGAAGAGAACAAUAGAGGAUAAGAUCACUGAAGAGUGCCACAAUUUGACAAAAGUUCUUAAAGCCUACAAAGGAAAACCAUUUGAAAACACCAUGAUAAUGAAUGCUGCUGUGUCCAACAUCAUUGUGUCUAUAUUGCUUGGUCAUCGCUUUGACUAUGAUGAUCCAAAACUUCGGAGGCUUUUGACAAUAAUCAAUGAUAAUGCCAGAAUUGCUGGUUCUCCAAUGGUUUUGUUGUACAAUGCAUUUCCAUCUCUGGUCCGAUGGCUGCCCGGGAAUCACAGAGAACUCAUACCAAAUGUAGAGGAAUUUCAUGAUUUUAUCAGAGAAACCUUCACCAAGCAGAGGAAUCAGCUGGAUGUCAAUGAUCAGAGGAAUUUCAUUGAUGUCUUCCUUGUCAAACAAAAGGAGGAAAAGCCAAGUCCAGAGUUAUAUUUCAAUGAUAUAAAUCUAACAGUUUUGGUGACGGACUUGUUUGCUGCUGGAAUGGAAACAACCUCCACCACUCUCCGAUGGGGACUUCUGUUGAUGAUGAAAUACCCAGAAAUACAAAAAAACGUUCAGAAGGAAAUUGAAAAAGUCAUUGGUUCCGGGGAGCCUCGCCAGAUACACCGAAAAGAAAAUGCCAUAUACUGA